AUGGAUGUAAAAUUAAAAUUAUGGUUGUCUUCAUUGUACGAAACGACGGACACAAAAUUUCAAGAGCAAUUUGGUUUUCACAUAAAAGAAGUUACAUUCGAAAGAAUUCUUGCCUAUUUGUACGCGCCUAAGGAUUCUUCAAGUUUAGCAGUUACAAGGAUUUUGUUUGGAAUAGCGAUGCUCUUCGACAUCCCGGACGAGCGCGGUGGAGCGAUCAUAGACAAGCGAUGGGGCGAUCCCAUGGUUUGCCACUUUCCGCUCGUCCCCUUUAUUAAAGCUGUACCUAUGCCGUACAUGGCUUUCGUCUACGCUGCUCUCUGGUUAGGUGCACUAGGCAUAGCCCUAGGCUACAGGUAUCGUUUCAGCGCAUGGCUGUUCACCUUCUGCUACUGGUACUUGUUUCUGAUCGAGAAGAGUUUCUGGAACAAUCACAGCUAUCUGUUUGGCCUGGUGGCGUUACUGCUUGCUUGUACUGAAGCUAAUUGUUACUGGUCGCUAGAUGUGUACUUGGGCUACACUAAGAGCAAGGAGACGGUGCCGUAUUGGAACUACUUCAUCCUGAAGUACCAGUUCUUCAUACUCUACUUCAUGGCGGGCAUGAAGAAGGGAACGGCUGAGUGGCUGACAGGGUACUCCGUGCAGAACCUCAGCGAACACUGGGUGUUCAAUCCAUUCAAGCUCUUCCUGAGCACAGACCAGACGGACUAUCUAAUAGUCCACUGGUUCGUGUUCGUUUUCGACCUGACUGUGGCAAUCUGGAUGAUGUGGUCCAAGACUCGACACGUCGCGAUGGUCUUCUGUGCGCUAUUCCAUCUGAUGAACAGCAGGCUGUUUAGAAUCGGUAUGUUUCCGUGGGUCUGCUUAGCCACAAUGCCGUUGUUCUACCCUUUUGACUGGCCGAAAUUUAUCACGAGUUAUGCGAAAAAACAGGUCUCAAAAGUAAAAGGAGGAAUUUGCAGUUAUAAACACGGCCAGUUCGUACUAAGCGGCAAAAAAAUUGACUGCAUGAGUGAUGAAUUACAAGAUAUGGAAAUUUCCGAUGAAAAAUCUGAGGAAUGGCCUGAAUUUGACGAAGACAAUGAAAAAAUAGACGAAAAUGAUGUUAUCAGUGAAGGAAUUGAAAGGAAAAACAAUAGUGAUGAUAAAGAAAAAGAUUUUCAACAGAAAUCCAAUUCGGAAUAUGAAAGGAAGAAUAUUUCUGAAGAUGGACAUGAUUGGAAAGAUGGAAGGAAGAAUCUGACUUUCCUACUUAUAGCUUUGCACGUUCUGUUGCAGGCGUUUUUACCUUAUUCACACUUCAUUACAAAGGGCUAUAAUAACUGGACAAAUGGCCUCUACGGUUAUUCCUGGGACAUGAUGGUCCACACGUGGGACCUCGAAUCUGUGAUCGUCAAGGUCGUGGACAACACGAACCACGAAGAAUUUUACGUCGACCCAUACAUUUACACACCCAACGACAGAUGGACGAGGCACGGUGAUAUGGUGUACCAAUAUGUUAGAUGUUUAAAGGGGAAUUUAAUUGAGCAUAUCGGUACGAGUAAUCGGUAUUUUAAUAUAUCAAUUUAUAUAGAUGUCUGGUGCUCUAUGAAUGGGAGAUUUACUCAGCGUAUGUUCGAUGCUAAAGUGGAUUUGUUGAAUGCAACCUGGUCGCCUUUCCAACCCGUGUCCUAUCUCAUGCCGUUACUUGAUGAAGCGUUGGGCUGGAGGACUGUCUUGCAAGAUAUAAGGACGGAGGUGCAUUCUUGGAGUAAUUAUAGUGAUGUGGUAUUUGUCGCUGACUUUCCAGGAUACGACCAAGAAAAAUAUAUUCCACCAGAACUGACGAACAUCUCCAUGACAGUAUUAAACGGAAAUGUGGCUUAUCAACCCGAAGCGACCAAAUUUCUGAACGCGCAGUCUUACCGGCUCACAAAAGGAAACCGAAUCAAAAUAGGUCCAGGAACCUUCCACAAAGUUAUUAAUAUUGGGGAAACAACAGCUUUUUACAUGUACACUUUUGCUAAUAAUUCUCAAGCAUUUGAAGUUUCCCAGCCAAAACCAAAGUUGCCCAUUGGCCAAGAAUUACUUCGACGCCUAGUCAAUAUGGUUAAGUUUGCGAGUAUUGUGGGUACAAAUAUAUUUCAAGUAUUUUUCCAAUUUAAAUUUUGUAAUUAAUUAAUUUUAUUGAUUUAAGUAGUUUAAGUAGAUACCUACUAGGUACCUAGGUAAUAAGUG
Molecule: messenger RNA, 2214 nt
Organism: Maniola jurtina (meadow brown)
Lineage: Eukaryota; Metazoa; Arthropoda; Insecta; Lepidoptera; Nymphalidae
Product: vitamin K-dependent gamma-carboxylase
Exons: 9
Coding region: 1-2154 (717 amino acids)
Biological process (GO): peptidyl-glutamic acid carboxylation
Molecular function (GO): gamma-glutamyl carboxylase activity; vitamin binding
Source: RefSeq, a predicted model, not a curated record